This is a messenger RNA of Bradysia coprophila, 1174 nucleotides long. RefSeq lists its product as uncharacterized. Lineage: Eukaryota; Metazoa; Arthropoda; Insecta; Diptera; Sciaridae. The record is from RefSeq and is a predicted model, not a curated record. Gene Ontology annotation, molecular function: protein binding.
UUUUCUGUGAGACGGAGACCAACUCAUGUUUUGGAUUCGUCCAUUCAAUUGUAAACGGCUAGAAGGAAAACAUCUGACCACUUUUGUACUCGUUGAUUUUAUCUGUUUUUGUACCACCUAAUUUUCACCAAAAUAUCAUGGACGUGCAUCAAGAAUUUGUUCCAUCGAGCGAUUUGUCAUCUUCUCUAGCAAUCGAUAAUCAGACGAACGGCAAUGGGACUACGUUAACAUUACCGACUGAACAAAGGCGGACGAAUGCUACUGGGCCGUGUCUGAACAAUUUGAAUGAGGAUUGUCUUCUCGAAAUAUUUUCAAACAAAUCAUUGACUCCGAUUGACUUGUGCUCUCUGGCAGAGACGUGUACUCGUUUCAAACAAAUAACCCAGAGAGUGUUUCCAAAGGAAUUCGGCAUCGAAUAUUGGGAUGACUGCGUUGGAUUGGGAUACGAAUUCAAAUCGAAAAAGUACUACCGACGUGACUACACUCUGCAGGAUGUUGAACGAAUUUUAAAGAAUUUUGGACCAUACCUUUCCACACUGAAAAUAGGCCGGGAUCUGGCUGUUGUGAAUUUGGUUGCACAAUAUUGUGCUGACAAUGUCACGUUAAAACAUCUCAAAAUCUCCGAAUUGAAAAGCAUUCAAGGUGUCAGAGUGCAAUUGAAUUCUAUCUUCAGACAGCUGCUCAAACUUUCGAUCUACGAUUGUGACUUAGUGAUUGCAUCGUCUAAUAUGGACUGUGAUUCCUUGAUUGAAUUGAACAUUUUCAAUUCAUGUGGCUGCACUGCAAUUUUGAGGCACACCUUCCCCAAUUUGAGACGAUUUAUUUGGCAUUGUUCCAACAUCUAUUCAAGGCGUGCCAACGAUGAAAGUUUCUAUUUCAUAAACUUUAUUGAACGUCAUAGACAUAUUAAAGCUAUCAAUUUGGAAGGAGUACCAGCUUACCAUAGCGAGCUUCUACAAAUUAUAAGCAGCAGUUGCAAGGAAUUGGAGGAAUUAGUUUUGAGAGAUUUAAGCGAAAAUGAAUUUUCUAAAAUUGUGAAGGUUGUUGAACGAAGGGAGCAGGAUCAUGUAUUGACAGUAAAAUGUAACUAUAAGUUUAACUACUUGGACGAUUGUGACGAAAACCGGAAAGUUAAAUUAAUAAAAUUGAAUUGAUGAUCCCGAUGAACAUUAAU